Molecule: messenger RNA, 2779 nt
Organism: Cyprinodon variegatus (sheepshead minnow)
Lineage: Eukaryota; Metazoa; Chordata; Actinopteri; Cyprinodontiformes; Cyprinodontidae
Product: XK-related protein 5-like
Exons: 13
Coding region: 202-2436 (744 amino acids)
Biological process (GO): phosphatidylserine exposure on apoptotic cell surface; engulfment of apoptotic cell; apoptotic process involved in development
Cellular component (GO): plasma membrane
Source: RefSeq, a predicted model, not a curated record
UGGUGCGCAUAGAGAGGGACGUGUCCGCAGCAUCAGAGCUGUAUCGCUUUAACGGGACGGCCGAGGUGUGACGUUGGGACGGGGACUCUGAUCUCAGAAAGCGGGCUGCUGCAGCUGGACCGGAGGGAACCAGAACCACUGCAGGCUACAGACCAGUCCUCUCUGUUAAUCUGAGGGACGGCUCGUCUGUUUCUCGCCACCAUGAGGGAUUACACGGCCACUCCAAGCAGCGGAGGAGGCUGCAUGCCUUGUUGCCAAGUUUGCGUCUUCUUCUUUACCGCAUUCCUGCUCGUUGCAGAGAGGACGGCUGUGAUCUACUGCUUUGUGUAUUACAUUUGGAUUGGCCACAACUACUGCUAUGCUUACCUCGCUGGCUUCACUGCACUCUUCCUGCUCCCAGGUUGGGGUCCACAGUGGCUCAGUUAUCUGUGGUAUCGCUCAGAUGGAAAAAUCCCCAGGAAAUCUCUAAGAUGGACGCACAUCUUACACCUGGGAAUCUUCAAAAGGCUGUGGGAGUGCAUGCGUCUACCAGAAGAGGAUUUGUAUGGAGAAAUCAUGCAGCAGGCAGAUGUAUCUGCAUUACGGCUGUUCGAGGCCCUGGUGGUCACCCUCCCUGAGACGCUGCUCCAGACCUAUGUGCUCAUCUGCACUGAUAUAGGGGUCAGGUCUCCUGCCUCGGUGUGCUUUGCUGUAUGCUUGCUGUCUCUGGCCUGGGCGCUGGUUCUCUACGCCAGAGCAUGCUCACUCAUCAGGCCGGGACACUUGCAGAUGACUCCAGCAGCAAUGCUUUGUCGACUCCUGUGGCGGGUUGGCAUGUUGGGGUCUAGGUUCGCAGUGCUUAUGCUCUUCACACGUAUCUUCAAGCAGUGGGUCCUGGGAGUCAUUGGUGUGCACUGGCUGGGUGCUACUUUCUGGAUGGUGUCUCAGCAAACCGACAUCAUUCGUUCAACUGGUCGAUGGAGACUUUUCAACCUCGUUCUGGGAGCUGUUUAUGUCUUUCUCUUCCUGAACGUGAAAUAUGGUCCAUCCAGAUACCGCAUGGCUGCAUUUUACCUGGUGAUGUUUUUAGAGGACGCUCUCCUCCUUCUGGCCUCCUCCUGGCUGUUUGCUAUGGUGUCCUGGGACACUGUGGCGAUCCCAGCUGCCGUAUUCUGCAGCUUCCUCAUCGGGCUUAUAGCACUGGUGCUGUACUACCGUUUCCUUCACCCCAAGUCUUUUGAGAUCUUCCAGAGUAUUCGCCACAGGGGGAUUGGCGGAGCCUGCAUGGAGCGUGGAUCUGCGCUCUCACUGGAGGAGAAAGUCGAGCCCAAUUUCCAUCAUCAUACAACAUUGUCUGGAGGUGGGACCCUCAUGGACCUCCCCAUCCAAUGGGAAGGCUGGAAGCAUCACCACUGGCUGCUGAUUCGAUUGGCCCUUAAGACGGGGGACAUUCCUAGGAUCUGGUCAGCGUAUGGGGAAGGGGGGCUGGCCGGACUCAUGGGUCUCUCAGAGGAGAUUCGUUCUCCUGUUUUACAUCACGUACCCCAGGUUCCACCUCCUCGGCAGCGAGUUCCUCAGAUCUCUCACCCAACUCCUCAGCCUGCCCCUCCAGCACCUCCACCACAGGUCACCCAGACUCCACAGGUGAGACAAGUCGUCCAGCCACCUAAACCGGCUCAUAGCAGCAUUGUUGCCCGACCAGUAAGAAAAGCUCCUCCUGCAACCGUCCAGGACAUGAGAAUGCUUCCACAGAUCAUCCCAUUUCAGGAGGUGAUUCCCGAGGAAUCAGCAGAGGAGGAUUUAAGUGCCGCUCCAUCAGAAGAUAGAGGUGAAGGUGAUGAGGACUUCCAGAGCGCUGCUUACGGCUCACCGUCGCUUUCAUCUCCUCAACACGCUGGAAGCCUCCGUCACAUCGACAGCAACGCUGCGUCUCUGACGGAAGCGUCAUCUUCUGUGGGAUCUCUGGACAUUAAGACACCUGGCUGGUCACCUGAGCGCCGCUCUCCCUUGUUGUUGGCUUCUCCUGAGAAGAAAGCAGGGACCCCCGGUGAAUCCAACACUACUCUAUAUUUCAGUGCGGAUGCGCCUUCGCCGUCCAGUGGGAGCUACUUGGGCUGGGGCUCAGAGCUCUCGCCCAUCUCCUCCUACAGAAGACCCUACCGGAUCAGAGAAGCCCGCUUUGUCACAUCCACCCCACGUCCGGAGGCUCAAGGUGAAGCUGACAGCUCUGGUCCUGCUCCAGUGGUUAUAAUUCCUGCCACUCCUGGCACAACACCCGGUACUACACCAGGUGGGAGCCCCGGGACCACCACUCCUGCAGCGUCCACUCCUCUCGCUUCUACACCUGCAGCAUCCACUCCUGGUGCUGCUACACCUGGUACUCCACUCACUCCAGUCAUCUCCCACGCUCGUAAACAGUUAGUGCAGUAUGUGGACUACAGAGAGAAUUUAGUCUAAAGUAAAGUAAAGGGAAAUCUAAACUUUCCAACUUAACCGUUGAGUAUAUAAAAGCAGUUGUGUAUUUACUAACUUGUUGGAGAUCUUUUUAGGUCAUCGUGGAGCACAUCUUUAAAUCAUUUAUCCUGUUUAGUAUUUUGUUCAGACAAAUAAUAUAAAUGAAAGUAGGAAUGUGAAGCGACAGAUAUUCAAACAUCUGGAUGUUUGAAUAUCUGUCAAAUCUGUGCAGAUUUGUUAGAGUCAACUGAUUUGGGAUGUCAUCACACUUACAUUUUGCUGCUGGUCGGAAUAUACAAAGAUGAGGGUUGAAACGUGAGGAGGCCUAAUAAAGAUGCAUCUCAUU